Molecule: messenger RNA, 820 nt
Organism: Oncorhynchus gorbuscha (pink salmon)
Lineage: Eukaryota; Metazoa; Chordata; Actinopteri; Salmoniformes; Salmonidae
Product: heat shock protein 30-like
Exons: 3
Coding region: 41-685 (214 amino acids)
Biological process (GO): protein refolding; response to heat
Molecular function (GO): protein folding chaperone
Source: RefSeq, a predicted model, not a curated record
CACUGAACACACAAGACUCAACACUCAACAUUGACUGAAGAUGCUGUGUUCCCGAGGAUUCCAGUCUUCCCUCAGCCCAUUGAUGGACUUCUACUGGCCUGUGCGCAGUCUAUGGCCAGAGGUCCGACCUCUUCUCAGCCAGCGGGAUCUACUGCAGAGAAACCUGCUAGAGAUCAAGAGCAGUCUGGAGCUGAUGGCAAAUCUCCAGCAGCAGAUCUUUGAAGAAAGUGCGCCUUUCAUGUCUCCUCUCAUAACACAACCAGUCUCCUACAAGCUGGAUAAAGAUGGAGAGGGCUUUGCCCUGACACUGGACAAUAAAGAAUUUUCCCCAGAGGAGCUGUCUGUCAAGCAGGUGGGCAGGAAGCUGAAAGUCAGUGGGAAGACAGAGAAGAAGCUGGAUGAUGGGGAAGGCUCCUACUCUUACAGAUGCCAAGAGUUCAGACAAGAGUUUGAUCUGCCUGAAAAGGUGAAUCCUGAGACAGUCACCUGCUCCCUGGCUCAUGACGGGAAACUCCACAUUCAGGCACCAAAGAAUCCAUUAUCUGGUGAGGAGGAGGUGGCAGAGAGAGUGGUUCCCAUCAACUGUAGCCUGGAUGUGGAAACCUCACAAUUCCUGUCAAAGACAGAGGAAAGCAUCACCGACACACAGAAGAAACAAGAGAACAGCGUUUCACAUGAGGACUGAUUUUUAUUUCACUGGAUGAGACAUUUUCUAAUACAUAUUUUUCAUGUUUUGAGACUGUAUGCAUUUACAUUUCAUAUCUUGUAACAAUCAAUAUGAUAUGCUUUUUAAUUUAAUCAAUAAAAUAUUUAAAAAAUC